Messenger RNA from Exophiala mesophila, 1131 nucleotides. RefSeq lists its product as uncharacterized. Lineage: Eukaryota; Fungi; Ascomycota; Eurotiomycetes; Chaetothyriales; Herpotrichiellaceae. The coding region runs from base 168 to 1037 and encodes 289 amino acids. Gene Ontology annotation, molecular function: NAD+ binding; oxidoreductase activity, acting on the CH-OH group of donors, NAD or NADP as acceptor. The transcript is spliced from 6 exons. Gene Ontology annotation, biological process: fatty acid metabolic process. The record is from RefSeq and is a predicted model, not a curated record.
CGCAAGUUGAGAUCAACCUCCUUUGAAUCAUUCUUUCACAAGGGUUGACGAGUUUUGACUUUUAAUCUUGCAGAUUGUGUUGUCCGUCGUAUAUGUUGCUAAUGGUGAUUUAAUUGUUGCUAAUUGCUCCCCAAACAACAUCCGAGAGAUAGACUUGUCAGCCAAUCAUGGGUCUUCAAAUUGCUGGUAGGGCUGUGGCCAUGCUAGGUGCAGGUACGCAAGGACGACGACUGGCGUAUAUGUGGUCGAGCAAGGGCCGCGACGUCAAUGUCAUCGACGCUCAAGAACGGCAAUUAACUGAUGCCGUCAAGUACAUCGAUGAGCUCCGCGCUGGAUCGGGACGCUCAGGUGUCAAGUGGGGAAACAUCAAGACAUUCAAGGCUGAGAAUCUCAAGUCUGCCCUUCAGAAUGUCUGGCUGGUUGUCGAGUGUGUGCCGGAACGAGUGGAGCUGAAGCGAAAAGUCAUCACCCAGCUGAAUGAACUGGCACCAGAGGAUGCCAUCAUCGCGUCAAAUUCAAGCAGUCACUCCAUAUCUGAGAUUCUCGAGGGCCUGAACCUCCCCAACGAUCGACGGAUUCUCAGUGCUCAUAGCUACUGGCCUCCAGAGACAGAUGCCAUUGAAAUCAUGGGCCACUCAAAAACCGACCCUGAACUCGUGGACUUCAUGCUUAGAGAAUCAGGAGAACACGGAUUCAGUCCGUUCCACGUGAAGCAGGAUUCUAUGGGGUACAUUUACAACAGAAUCUGGGCUGCCAUCAAAAGAGAAGCAUUGUUCACCGCGGCCGAAGGAGUGGCAACGCCGGCAGAGAUUGACGACAUCUUCAAGAACAUCUUGAAAACACCAAAGGGACCUUUUGAACAGAUGGAUGUGGUAGGACUUGAUGUCGUCCUUGACAUUGAGAAUCACUACGCAGAGAAGCGAAAGGAUAUCCCGGCCACCCCACGGGAAUAUCUCAAAGACUAUAUCAAGAACGGGGACCUGGGAGUCAAGUCAGGGCGUGGAUUUUAUGAUUAUGGUCAGAACGGGACUAAAUAAAAGAAGGGCGGUAUCUACAUUGUUUCCAUCAGAAAGGAGGUUACGCAUGGAUGAAAUCCAGUAGGUGAAUACAUGUUCAGCCUCGUCAUGUCAG